Molecule: messenger RNA, 4597 nt
Organism: Sinocyclocheilus grahami
Lineage: Eukaryota; Metazoa; Chordata; Actinopteri; Cypriniformes; Cyprinidae
Product: ribosome-binding protein 1-like
Exons: 25
Coding region: 230-4153 (1307 amino acids)
Biological process (GO): protein transport
Cellular component (GO): endoplasmic reticulum membrane
Source: RefSeq, a predicted model, not a curated record
GUGGGCCACUGACCGGCGUAAUGCCAGCGCGAGAAAGUGCCACGACUCCACACAGACAUCGACCGACUCCUCAAGCUGGAGAUAAGAAUUUUUUUGUUUGUUUGUUUGUUUGUUUUUGGCUGGAGUGGUGAGGCAGUUGGAUUCGAGAUAAUCACUUCUGUUUAAACUCUUCCUGGAGUGAUUCAUCCAACGGAAAUCUGCCGCGAGAAAAGAACGCAAACUAGCAGUCAUGGAUAUCUACGAUCCUCAGACCCUUGGAAUUGUGGUGUUUGGUGGCUUCAUGGUGUUCUCAGCCAUUGGGAUUGUUCUGGUCUCAACACUUUCCAUGAAGGAGACCUCAUAUGAAGAAGCUAUAGCCAAGCAGCGGAAGGAGCAGGGGAAGACCCUAUCCAGGCAACGGUCGGACAAGAAGAAAAAGGACAAGGCAGCUGAGAAAAAAAAUCGUGCUAAGAAAAAGGAAGAUAAGCCCAACGGGAAGCUCCUGGUGUCAGAGGCCACCCCUGAGGUUACAGAAGUGCCAGCUGAGCCCAGUCCUCCAACUCCAGAACAAGUUUCUACACCUGUACCUAAACAAGAGGCCCCAGCUCAGAAGUCUCCUCAACCCACCCCUUCUCAGAAGCCCACUCCACCUGCCCCAGCUCAGAAAUCAGCUUUGACUGUCCCAGUCCAGAAGUCAACUCCACCUGCCCUGGCCCAGAAAUCUGCUGCACCUAUCCAAAAGUCUACUCCAGCACCUCCUGCCCAGAAAUCCUCUCCAACUCCCUCUGCCCAGAAAUCUGCUUCACCUCCUCCUACCCAGAAAUCUUCACCAGCCCCAGCCCAAAAGUCCGCUCCAGCUGCCCCUGCACAGAAAUCCGCUUUACCUGCCCCCGCUCAGAAGUCUGCUUCAAAUGCCCAGAAUGCCCAGAAAGCAGCUCCACCUGCCCCAGACCAGAAAGCCGCCCCACUGGCCCCUGCACAAAAAUCUACUCAAACUCAAAAGGCUGCUCCAACUGCCCCAACACAAAAAUCCUCUCAACCUGCCACAUCCCAAAAGGCUGCUCCAACUGCCCCAACACAGAAAUCUUCUCAGCCUGCCCAAACCCAAAAGGCUGCUCCAACUGCUUCAACACAGAAAUCUUCUCAGCCUGCCCAAAACCAAAAGGCUGCUCCAACUGUCCCAACACAGAAAUCUUCUCAGCCUGCCCAAAACCAAAAGGCUGCUCCAACUGUCCCAACACAGAAAUCUUCUCAGCCUGCCCAAAACCAAAAGGCUGCUCCAACUGUCCCAACACAGAAAUCUUCUCAGCCUGCCCAAACCCAAAAGGCUGCUCCAACUGCCCCAACACAGAAAUCUUCUCAGCCUGCCCAAACCCAAAAUGAUGUUGCAUCUGCCCCAACACAGAAAUUUUCUCAGCCUGCCCAAACCCAAAAGGCUGCUUCAACUGCCCCAACACAGAAAUCUUCUCAGCCUGCCCAAACCCAAAAUGAUGUUCCAACUGCCCCAACACAGAAAUCUUCUCAGCCUGCCCCACCCCAAAGGUCUGCUUCAAAUACCCCAACACAGAAAGCUCCCUCACCUGCCCCAGCCCAGAAAGUCACUCCACCAGCCCCAGUGGAGAAAUCCUCUCCACCUGACCGAAAACCCAGUCCACCUGCCCCGGCCCUAUCCCAAAAAGCUUCUGCAGGUCCUACACCUCCUGCAUCCCGUCCUGCUCCCGAAGAUGCUCCGCCUGCCCCAUCUCCUAAGGAAAAGAGGAAGAAGAAAGCCAAAGCAGAGCCUGUUUCUGCUGAGAUUCAGCCCAAAUCUGUGGCUCCAUUGGAGAUGGUGACCAAAAAGGUUCCCGUCAUGGCAGUGCCUCCAGUGGGUACUCUGAAAGCUGUCUCAGCAACUGCUGUGCCGGCCAAAGUAGAAGAGCCCAAACAGGAUGCUCCAGCCAAGAAGAAAGGAGGUUCCAAGAAGAAGUCAGAACCAGCGGUGGCUGCAGACCCCGCGGACAGUCCACUGUACUUGCCCUACAAGGCCCUGCUUUCCACGGUGAGGAGUACGGUGUUCACUGAAGGAGAGGCCCAGCAGCUCAUUGAGAUUCUGUCUGAUAAGGCUGGCAUUAUUCAGGACACAUGGCACAAGGCCACACAGAAGGGUGAUCCGGUAGUUGUGCUGAAGAAACAGCUGGAAGAACGAGACAAGCAGUUGGGAGCCGAGCAGGAGGACUCAGCAGCUGUUAAAAGCCGACUGAGGGAUUUGACUAAAGAGCUCUCUGUGGAGAAGUCAAAGGUGGCGUCUGUAGAGACCAGGCUGAGCUCUCAGCUGAGUAAACGAGAGCAGGACAUUAUCGCCCUGCAAGCACGCAUGCAGGCCAGUUAUCAAGACCACCUUGCGGAGACUCAGCAACUUAAUGCCAAAAUCUUGGCUCUCCAGGACCAGCUGGAGAAAGGCCCUAAUGCUCAGCUGGCCCGUCUACAGCAGGAGAACUCAAUCCUCAGAGAUGCGCUUAACCAAGCCACCAGUCAGACGGAGAGCAAACAAAAUGCUGAAUUGGCCAAACUGCAUCAGGACUGCAUUCGACUGAAUAAGGAGCUGGUGGAGAUGAACGAAGCCUUGCAGGCUGACGAACAGCUCAGGAAAAAUCUGGAAUCUAAAGCUGCCAUGGCUGAGAAACAACUGACCCAGCUGCAGGCGAACUGGGUGAGCAGUGAACAGGCCCUGCAGAAGCGUCUGGAGGAAGUGAGUGAGGAGCUCAGACUGACCCAGAGCAGCAGAAACAGCCUUCAGACACAGCUUGAACAAGCUCAGAAAGACGCCACUGCUCUAGCAGAGGCUCAAGCUCGUGUAUCCAGUAUGGAGGCGGAAAUGAAAGAGCGGACCGGACAGUUGGAGAGUCUGCAGAGCCAGCUGAAACUGCUGGAGGCGAGCCAGAACAAAGAACAGAACCACAAUUCAGAGGCUUCGAUGGCUGAACUGGAGCAAGCGAAGAGUAGCCUGAAGGAGAAAGAAGAGGAACUGAACCAACUCAAAAACAUCAUCGCCAAUCAGGUGGAUAACACAACAAAGGUGCAGCAGUUGCAGCACAGCAUUAAAGAAAAGGAUGACCAAAUAGCAACUCUUCAGGGAGAGCUCCAACAGGUUAAAGAGAAAAGUUCAGACCUCACCAGACUUGAAAACACAGAAAUGCUGGAACAGCUUCAAAACAGUUUGAAAGAAAGAGAGUCUCAGGUGGCUCUGUUUGAAGAAGAGAUGAAGCAGUGUAAAGAACAGUAUGACACUAAACUGGCAGACAGCACAGCCAAGCUGGAGUCACUACAUAAAAGGUACAUAUUCCAUCCUAGUCAGUGCACAUUACAGUCUGAGUGUGAACAGUACAGGAGCGUACUGGCUGAGACGGAGGGGAUGCUGAAAACACUUCAGAAGAGUGUAGAGGAGGAGGAGAAAGUGUGGAAGACCCAGAUAAUGGAGUCAGAGGAGAAACUGAGAAUGGCACUCAAAAAGAUGCAGGAAUUAGAAGAGACAACAGAGAGCUUGAGAGAGGAGAACCAGAGAACCCAACAGCUGGAAGAGAAAGUGAUGUUGCUCGAGGCCCAAUUUGAGAAACAGCUCCAGUCAGUGUCCACUGACAGCCAGAGUCAAUCUGAAGAGAUAACACACUUGAAGCAAGUUUUAGCAGAAUCAGAAAGACAGCUGAGUGCGGCCCAGAAGGAGAUACAGACGCAGAGGGAGGAGCUUUCACAGGUCGGGCAGCAACUGAGUGACGUGACAAAGCGAGCUCAGGGAGUGGCAGAGAACGGGCAGCCUGAGGCGGAGGAGUGUCAGGUCCAGGCUCAGCUGGUGCAGACGCUGGAAAAACUGCAAGGUGAACAGGCUCUAAACCAGCAGCUCUCUGCAGAAGUGGAGCAGGCUCAGGAAGCCCUCAAAAAACAGCUUCAGAGCCAUCUAGAACAGAUGAAGUCAGCUGGAGACGCUGCAGCCAUGGAGGAUGUUGUUCAGCUGAAGGAGUGUCUAGAGAAGGAGCGAAAGAUGACCAAAGAUUUGGGCCAGGCAGCCACCAAACUCCAACAACUGUUAAGAAACAGUCAGGACCAACUUUCCAAAGAGAAAGAGCAAGUCAGGACCCUGCAGGAUCAACUGCGAGAUGAGGAGGGUGAUGGAGAGCUGAAGAAAGGCACUUCUGUUUGAGGUGUAAAACAAAACAAAUUGCCAAAAAUUGCCUUAAGAUGACCAAAAUUUUUCUUCCCUUUUUUGUCGUACCAUAGUCUUGGGAGAAAUUGUUUGAAGACUUUUGGAGAAAUCUAGCUCAUGCAAACAUUUUAUGUCGGAGAUGUGCUGGAACUAUUUUCACUUCACAUUCCAUCUGAAACCUUCUGGCUAUGUCAGAAAAUAUUCCUCAAAUGCCUUAUAUAUAUAUAUUCUUAGUGUUCCCGCACCUCUCCUCCUGAUGUCAGUGUUAAAAGGGAAACCGCAUGUACGUUAUGCGUACAUUAACUAGUGCAAUUAAUUUCUUGUAAGUGAAUGAGUAUGCAUAAUUGUAUUGGUACAUGGGUACAGCAUUUGGAAUGCUCUCUCUGUAGCUGGCUUCAACACCAUUGUAGUAAGUUCGAUAAUAAAUGGCAACAUAGCUUU